Molecule: messenger RNA, 2221 nt
Organism: Schistosoma spindalis
Lineage: Eukaryota; Metazoa; Platyhelminthes; Trematoda; Strigeidida; Schistosomatidae
Source: the annotation of a GenBank genome assembly
CCGCUUUUUAUAUAUGGUGCGCUACUGUGUGACAUGCUUUUCCAGAUAAAUUCUGACUUUAUAUCUGAGUCCUUUAAGACUGGGUUUCGUGAUUGUUACUGUGAAAGCCAAGCACAAGAAUUUGUCACAAAUGAAAGUUUACUGCGACAUAUCCCUUUUACCUUUGCAAAGUUCGACAACUUCGUGCAGUUUAAACAGGAGGUGGCAGAAACUAUGGAUACGAAACAGUUGGUUCAAUUAGUAGAAGAGGAAACUGAAAAGCUGCCUUUUGUACGAAGAGGAAACGAUCUUUUUGCAUUCUAUCAAAGUUGUGAUGUUGUAAAUGUGUGUCCAAACGAGAAUUCUUCUAAUACUUCCAAGUUUCCUUUACUUGUAAGCUUCAGAACAUUUUUACUGAACUGUGUUCUUCCUUGGUUGAAAGACAUAACUGGUAUUCCACUUUAUGAAAAUAAAGUUGAUUUAACUUCUUCACUUUACAAACAUGGAGAUUACCUUCUCUGCCAUGAUGAUAAACUGGACGGUCGUCGGGUAGCGUUUAUUUGGUAUCUAGUUCCUGAUAGUUGGGACAGUCAAAUAGAUGGAGGUGAACUACAGUUGUUUGAGAGUCAGCGAAUGACCGAUGACAAUAAUGACGAGAAUUAUUUUCCAACUAAAAUUUCCACAACGAUACCUCCUAAACGCAAUAUGUUCAUGUUUUUUGAAGUAUCACCUCGAUCAUUUCAUCAGGUUGCAGAAGUAUUUAGUCAUUCUAAGCGUUUAUCAUUACAUGGAUGGUUUCAUGGACCAAGUCUAUGGACUGUAGAUAAUAAUAAUAUAAUGCCGUCCGUUGAGAAAAUUUCUCCUAUACACAUAGAGGAAGAACUCGUUUAUCAAUGGAUUAAUCCAGUCUACUUUGAUACGGAACAACUACGCAAGAUUCGACGAAAAUUUUGUCGGUCCUCAGAAAUUCAGUUAACUAACUUUAUAAAAACAGAUAAAUGGAUAGAACUUGUUCAAUGUUUAAAAGGCAUAUCUGUACAUAAUUGGCUACAUUGUGGCCCUCCCAAUAGAAGAAAUUAUCAUUGCUUAUUCAACACAGAUUUAAACACCAUACCUGAUAUCUGUACACAAAUUAUUCGUUUGUUUAAAUCAGAAGCUAUGUUAGUCAUAUUGAGUGAUAUCACUGGUAUUCAAUUACAUCCAUGUAAUUUGAUCAAUGAUAUUCACAAUAAUACUGUUGUCAAUGAUAAUAAUAUUACUGAUGAAAAUGCACCUCAAUCUAAGCGCAUGAGAACUGAAGAUACUGUUAAUCUCAUCUCUACAAGCGAUGCUGAUCAAGACUGUCUACCAUAUUUAACUGAACCUUGCCUACGUAAACUUCAACCAGGCAGCUAUACUUUACUAUCAGAUGCCGAUAUGACUGAUCAAGGUUGGAGACUGGAUUGUCUACUGCAUAUCCAUGGAUAUGGUUUAAAAUACCAUCAUAAUAAUAGUAAUAAUAAUGAAACUCAACUUCAUGGUAAAAAUCCUCAGUCAAAUUCAUCAUGGAGUGGGCAAACAGUUUAUGUUGCUGAUGGUGAAGAAGAUGAGCUUCUAACUGUCACACCGUCAGAUAAUUCUUUGACUUUAGUCUAUGCUGGUCCGGGUACAACUAGUUUCUUGAAAUAUAUUAACCAUACAACUAAUCACUUUCUUCCAGAGAAGAAUCAGAUUAUCAAACAAGAUGAUUGUAAUCCUUUGACAACUCCUGAUAAGUUAUCCUGCUCGAACACAGAUCAUAUGAACAAAGAUCCUAUUCAACUUUUUGAUUUAUUAAUUAAAUACUUCGAAUCAAAAUCAGAUCCUGAGGAUGUGAAUAGUCUUCAAAGUGUUAAUAAGAAUGAAGUCAGUAGCAUCAGUAGUCAAAGUGAAGAAGAAUCAUUUAUGUCAUCUUUAGAUGGUGACAGUGAUUUACAGAACGACGAGGAUGAGGAAGUGAAAGUGAUAAAAUAAACAACUGGUGCUUAUGCAUGUGUAAUAUAUAUUUUUCUGAAUAGCCGAAAUCUUUUAUAUUUUUAAAGCUGUUCUACAUCGAUUCUUUUUUAUAUUUAACUAUCUUUAAUUAAACAUCGUUGAGACACUUUCUUCAGUCAUAGCGACUACAUAAUACAAAGUAAGGAAAUUACUUCCUUGAGAUGAUUGUCUAUUUUCUGAACAAAUGUAUGUUGAAUAAAACAUCCUGCUGUCUCUGGAUAGUAAUCAA